Pelobates fuscus (common spadefoot toad) is the source of this 2151-nucleotide messenger RNA. It is a transcript of the gene SUSD5, whose product is annotated as sushi domain containing 5. Gene Ontology annotation, biological process: Notch signaling pathway; cell adhesion. The transcript is spliced from 5 exons. The record is from RefSeq and is a predicted model, not a curated record. Gene Ontology annotation, molecular function: hyaluronic acid binding. Lineage: Eukaryota; Metazoa; Chordata; Amphibia; Anura; Pelobatidae. Bases 256 to 1998 code for a protein of 580 amino acids.
ACAAGUAGGACGCUCCAAACCACUGACAUACACACUUCAGGAUUAUAAAACAUUAAUGUAAUAAUUUAUUCUGGGUAAAAGAUACAACUUCUGGAGCUCUCUAUAGGCUGCUUCUUACAUACACCAAGAAAGCAGUUAAUAACCUGCCAUAGGAACUAGGGCAUCAGUGAGACCUAACCUGCCAAGGUAGCUGGUGAUGGAAUAUAUAAGUACAUUGAUUAAAUAAAAUUGCUAACGUUGGACCUUGUGAAGAUAAUGGCCUCCAUGGACCGCAAUAGGAGCAUUACAGGAAACUUUCAGCACAUCGCAUUCGUUUUCUUAUACCUUGUUCUGGUUGCUGCUAAUGGGAAACUAUUCACUAUAAAAUCUAUUAACGGAACAGAACUGUUUUACUUAGAAGAAGCUCAGAGAUUGUGUGCUAUAGAGGGAUCACGGUUAGCUACACCAGAAGAACUGAGACAAGCUGUUUUGGAAUGUUCCUUCACGGUUUGCACAAAAGGAUGGCUGGCCAAUGGUGUUGUGGGGACUAUUUUAUGUAGCACAAUGGAAAGUGUACAUGAAAGUAGAAUAAAAGUUGUUGAUGUGAAAGUUGACAGACCCAUUACGGAAGAAGAGCAGUUUAAUGCUUUCUGUGUUAAAGAUGAAGAUAAACCUUGUGGUGACCCUCCUUCAUUUCUUCACACAAUCUUAUAUGGCCACACAGGAUUUGAAAUGGGAGAUGAGCUGCUCUAUGUCUGUUCCCAUGGUUAUGUGAUGGGUAAAGGAGAAUCAGCAUUUACUUUACUGUGUGAUAGCUGUGGAAAAUGGUAUGGACAUGUACAUGCCUGUGUCAAAGAUGAGACAGAAACAUUUAUUGACUAUGAGGACAACUUAAAUGACGAUAAAGAUGUACCAGAUUUUGAAUCAUAUAAUGAAGAGGAAGAUUAUGAUGAUGGCUACAAUGAGCAACAUGAGUUGUCUCUUAACAUUCAUAAUGAACAAAAUGCUCAUUUGGAAGAUGCAAGAGACCCAACAUCUAUAGAAAAAGCCAAUAAGAGACCAACAGAAGCUCCAUUUUCAUUAAGUCAAACACAUCUCUUUUGGUUUUCUCCAGAAGUCAUUAGUGGGAUUAAAUCUGAGAUGGAGCAGCAUGAUAUCACUAAAACACAUUUAAAUAAUAUCAAAUACAUGGGAAUACAAACUGAUAAUCAUGAUCACGUAAACAGCCAACAUAUGACUUACAAAGAUCAUCCAAUGUAUACUUCAGAAAAGAAAAAUAAUACCAAAGCCAACAAAAAUGUAUCUGAAAACACAAACAGUUCUUUUUUAAAUGGCUAUACUACUCGAGUUACUACUCAAAGUAUUGAUGGUUCUGUGGAAACAGAAGACAUUUCCCUGGUAACGUUUAAAACUGUAUUAAGUAACAUUGAUUCAACUGCACUUUCUGCUAACACAGAUUUGAAUGGCGUAGCUACAGCUUUCCCAACACCAACAACACUUGGCAACAGUCAAGCAGUAGUACAACCUGAAUCAACCAUUGUUCCUGAAAACAGAAACUCUGAUGAAGUAAAUAAUGACAGUAGUAGUAUGGGAUAUCACACUAGCAAUCUAAAAUUUAUAGAUGAUGAAUCUAUGUUACCAACUGUUCAUGAUGCUUCAGAGUCCAUUCCCACAGUAGAUUACCAUAAAGUAAACGUAGACUCGACUAUAUUAUUAGCAAACAUUUAUGACCUACUUAUACAGUCAACUCCCUCGGAAAUAGAGUUUACUGUGGGCCAGAAUUCCAAGACAUUUGAAGAAGACAUCUCAGAAGGAAAACAAAUGGUCUCUACAGUUCAGCCAUGUCUAGGAGAUGAAUGUUUGCAAGUUUCUAAAGGUCAAUUGAUUGCCAUUAUUGUGGUUAUAAUUUGUUUACUCUUGUUGUUAACAAUCAUGGCAGUUUGGUGUUAUAAAAAACAGCACAAGAGUUCAGUAUACAACUUGAAUGGAAACAGACACCUCCAACAUAUUGAAAUGUAGAAAAUAUGAAAAACUCUACAUUACUUAUGACAAGAGAAAAAAUGUUGUCAAUUAAUUCCGAUGUCUUUAUUUCAAGAUGGAUUAAUGUAGUUUACGAUUUGAUGUAGUUUAUAUUUUGAUUCUUUAUUUUUAGUGAGUCAACUGCAAAAAAAC